UUUCAACCUGCCUGCAAUAAUCCUCACUGUGCAACUCCAUUUAUUGACAUCGUCAAAAAACAAUUCAGACUCCAAUUGAACAUCACGGCCACGAUGCUGAUGAAGCGACAACGACACUAAACCUGUGAUCCUUGCAGCGCUUACGGGCAAUCAUCAGUCGCAAUACCAAACUUCAAUCAUAUGUCCAGAAUUCAUGCGCAAUCACCGGCUUCUCCGAAUGACAUGAUGGACGAGCUCAACGGCCAAACAGAACAUGCACCCAGCUGCCCAGUGCCUGCUCGGAGAUUGGGGGCCCUUGAGCAUCCCAUGAUUAUCAAAAAUGUGGACAAGGCCAUGAACACAUUUCCUGCACACUACUCACUCGAGGCUAUUGUUGAUUCAUCCAGCCCUCAAGUGUCCAUUCCACUUUAUCUACGACACAGUGACCCGACAGUGAGGCCGAUUGUCUCGCACAAUGCUCUCACCCACAAUGUUGUUGUCAAAGUCACGGUUCCCAAGCGUACGGGGCGGAAGCGUAAACGUGGGACUGAUGAUCCCUUCGAGGGUCCCGUUGUCGACAACAACACGUCCACGACAACAAAUCCCAAUGAAGAAGUCUUCUCCCGGGACCGAUUAGACGCCCCUCGGCUUCUCCGUCGAAAGCUCAGUGACAAUGUAGGGAAGUACACCGUUGAGCCCAUCGGCGUCAUCACCAACACGCACCGCUACCGCGGCCUCGCCGACUUCCAGUACGCCAUGGGCAACUCCCCCUUCAUGUCCCGAUUCGUCGACCAGGUGCUGCCCGGCGACGUCGCCAAGCUCAAGGAGUUCGCCAUCCAACCGGGCAUCGAAUCCGGGAAGAACAUCGAUUUGAUCCCUCCUCCUAACUUCACCCCCAUGAGCUUGCCCUUCCAAUACGGUUACGCCCAGAAUCCGUACACCAAGGAAAUCAGCCCCGGCACUGCUGGCCAAGCGGACGACGACGGCGGCGACUCCGAUGUCGACUCUGAAGCCGAGUUCCGGCGCGUGGUCAAUGUGACCUCUCGUGUCCCGGCCGCCGGCUACUUCAUCGCGCACGAUGAGUAUCCCGUCCCGUCCGCCCCCCGGCGCCAGCCCAACCUGGCCGACCCACAGGUCGCUCUUAUCAUGAAGGAAAUGUGGGCGGCAAUGGAAGAGCGGCCGAUCUGGACACGGCGCAGCAUGUGGAACCGGCUAGGCUCCAAGUUCGCCUCUUUGCCCAAAAGCGGCUCGCUGGUGCGCCACUGCCUGCAAUACGCGGGCUACCAGUUCAAGGGCGGACCGUGGCGCGACGCGCUGGUCAAAUACGGCCUCGACCCCCGCUCCGAUCCCAAAUACCGCAUCUACCAGACCUUGAUCUUCAAGCUGCACAAGACCCGCAUCGGCACCGUCGGCCGCGAGUGGAAGGCCGUCCGCCGUUCCGAACUGGGCGUCACCAACUUUGGCAAGUACUGGAACAGCUACGGCGAGGGCGCCAAUCUCGGAAGAGGAUCCGAGCGCCGCUCGCGCGAGACGCACGUGUUCACGGGCGAGUCGUUCAGUACCGACGGAAAAGUCUGGCAGGUGUGCGACAUCACGGAUCCUCUCCUCCGUCGGUUGUUUGAAAAUGCCGAGGUGCGGCCCGAGUGCGACACCGAGAUAUCGGGAUUCUACCACCGCGUGCUGUGGUCGGUGGCGAAAGCAAUCAUGAAGUGCAAGAUGCUCGCCAUCCGGUUUGGCCGCACGCUGUCGGACGACGAUUUCGGGUGCACGUUGGAAGCCGUCAAGGGGCCGAAUGAUGGGGGAGAUGGUGGUUCGGGAACUAGUAUUGGCAUCACGCUGCCUGAUCUGCAGCUCACGGCGAAGGAGUGCGAGCAGCUACGGGGGAGAAAUAAAAUCAAGCCGGGCCUCAAGCAAGGGCGUGAUCGGUGGGAGGAGAGGAAGAAGAAGACGCAUUAUAGAGUUAGGAUUCCCCUAAAGGAGGUGGAGGAGCGCGAGGCGGAGAAGAUGGCGUUGUUGUUGGGGAUUGGACUUAAGCCGAGAGAGAGGAGGCGGGCCCCGGCUGAUUCUACCGCUGGUCUGGGACCUUCUGCGGUUGCUUCUGCUGCUGCUCCAGGUACAGAAGUGGAUGAAGUACCGCUUGAUCCAGCACUGGCGAGUAUCGGCGUAGACUCAGCUCGGGCUGAUACCACCAACCCCACAACCACCAAGAAACCGUCAUCUACCACCGCAGGCGAGGGUCAAACCGUUACCCUCGAAACACGACAUCGCCAAGAUCAUCGUGAAGACGAGGAAGAAGAAGAAGAAGAAGAAGAAGGCGAAGAAGAAGUCCAAGCCCCCAAGAUCCUCCAAGACAUCUUCGAAGACAACGAAGACGAAGAGUUCGAAGGUCUUUCCGAAGAAGAGGAAGAAGAAGAAGAAGGCGACUUUAGUGACGGCGACCUUCUUGGGGACGAAGAUGAGGACGAGGAUGACGAGCGUGGCUACGAUGACGAAGACGACGAAGAGGAGGAUCGAUACGGCGGCUACCGAACUGAUGGGGGCUACCAGACCGAUGGCGGCUAUCAGACCGAGGGUGGCUACCGUUACCGGACGGAUAAGGAACUUGGUGACGAGGACGAGGAUGAGAGUGAAGAGGAAGAUGAUGAAGAGGGAGCAGGUGGCGAGGGUGAAAAUGGGGAGGAAGGCGAGAGGGGAAGACCUCAUUAUAGGCAGCAACCCCAGGCGUGGGAUGAAGAGGAUGUGGACAUUGACGAAGAAGACGAGGAGGAGUAUAGCGACUAUUGAUCGCUUUCUCGGCUCUGGCUCUUUAUCUUGGUUUUGCUACUCGAACUUCAUCACCCAUAGCUUGAGAUGACAGAGGUCUUUAGUUGUCUAUUGGUCUUGCGCGCGUUUAUUCGCUCUACGAAAGGUGCUGUACCUUAUCACGUUUUGUACGAGACGAUUUGAUAAGUCUGAUUAUUAUAAUCCUACAUGGCUGACAGGGUUACCUUUACCAGCGGCAUCUUCUACAGCAUGGGGGGCAUAAUGAUGAACGUCGGCGGAAUCCUCGAGUCCAUUCUCGGCAACACAUUCCCAUGCGCCGUCUUCAUGUCCUUCGGUAAGGGUCACGAUGCUGUCCCUCUUAAGAUCAAGCAAGACAGGGUGAAACCGGGCAGUCGAAUGGUUCGAUCAAGGGACCUUCCUCAUCGGCCUGGCCAUAACCCUGACCCCGGCAUACAACGCAUCUACCGCCUUCGACCCAUCGAACCCCAUGCACCCAGGCUUCGAAAAUUCGUUCAGCCCCUUUUUGGGUAACUCGCCACUUGUUUGUAAGAUUAGGUACACAAUGUCAUUAAAAAGCCAACUGCGCCCGGUAGAAUGCGGGAAAUAAGCGCAAAGCCAUGUUGUUUUCGUGUCUCUGAUACAUCAAAUCUUGGACUAGCUUCCACAUAACCAUGCCCUUUCUUGGUUAAACGA
Molecule: messenger RNA, 3435 nt
Organism: Neurospora crassa OR74A
Lineage: Eukaryota; Fungi; Ascomycota; Sordariomycetes; Sordariales; Sordariaceae
Exons: 2
Coding region: 181-2763 (860 amino acids)
Biological process (GO): transcription initiation at RNA polymerase III promoter
Cellular component (GO): transcription factor TFIIIC complex
Source: RefSeq, a predicted model, not a curated record